Molecule: messenger RNA, 532 nt
Organism: Adelges cooleyi (spruce gall adelgid)
Lineage: Eukaryota; Metazoa; Arthropoda; Insecta; Hemiptera; Adelgidae
Product: ATP synthase subunit e, mitochondrial-like
Exons: 3
Coding region: 146-400 (84 amino acids)
Biological process (GO): proton motive force-driven ATP synthesis
Molecular function (GO): proton transmembrane transporter activity
Source: RefSeq, a predicted model, not a curated record
AAAAAUCGAGAUUUUUACAUUGAAAUCAUUUUCAUUUUUUCUUUACAUUAAUAUUGCAAUUUGCAAAACUCCAAUUCAGUUUUGUCUAUCUCAUAUAAUAAUUAUUUGGUUUUUGUAGUUUUCAACUAUAAACAAGACCUUUAUCAUGGUGAGAGAUUUUAAAGCCGCGGUUAAUGUUUCGCCUUUAAUCAGAUUUGGCCGUUAUAGCAUGCUGAUAUUGGGUAUUGGUUAUGGAGUCACAAGACACAGUUUCUUGCAAAGAAGCGAAGAUAAAACCAGAGAGGAACGUUAUAAGAAAAAGGCAGAAAGAGACGCAAAACUAGCAUUAGAAAAGAAAAAAUAUGCUGAAGAGGAGAUGAAGGGUUUGGAAGCCAUCAUGAACCCGGUCAAGGAAUCGUAGAUUUAAAAAAGACAUUUUUACAAAACUCCAAAAAUGUAUCUUAUAUUUUGUUGCUUUCAUACCUUCAAUGAAGAGUGUGUUCAGUUGUCCUACGUAGAAUACUUAUUCAAUAAAAACAUGUAAACUAUUUAA